ACCGGGCACGACUCAAUCAUUGGUAGUUGGAAAUUCAACCGGAACGGACGCGCACACGCCGUCUCUGAAUAUAGUGCUUCUAGUUCGCCUCGGUGGGGUGUGGGGUCGAGAAAAAAAAAGUGAUACUAAUUUAGUGCAAUUUGAGUGCGUGUCUCGUAGGAAUAUCCCUGAGGAUGCAUUCGUUCGGCAAAGUGUUGGCCGUCCUAUCGGUGGUCGCCCUGGUAGCGGCCGAAGUUUACUUCGAGGAAACCUUCAAAGAUGAUUCGUGGGAAAAGAACUGGGUUCAGAGCGAGCACAAGGGAGUAGAGUACGGAAAAUUCGUCCAAACUGCCGGAAAGUUCUUCAACGAUGAAGAAAACGACAAAGGUCUCCAAACUUCUCAGGAUGCCCGCUUCUACGCCCUGUCGUCCAAAUUCACCCCCUUCUCGAACAAGGACGACACCCUGGUGGUCCAGUUCUCCGUCAAGCACGAGCAGAACAUCGACUGCGGCGGCGGAUACCUGAAGGUGUUCGACUGCAAGGUCGACCAGAAGGAUCUGCACGGCGACUCGCCCUACCUGCUCAUGUUCGGGCCUGACAUUUGCGGUCCCGGUACCAAAAAGGUGCACGUCAUCUUCAGCUACAAGGGCAAGAACCACCUGAUCAACAAGGACAUCCGCUGCAAGGACGACGUCUACACGCACUUCUACACCCUGGUGGUCAAAUCGGACAACACCUACGAGGUGCUGAUCGACAACGAGAAGGUUGAAUCCGGCUCCCUGGAGGAUGACUGGGACUUCCUGCCGCCCAAGAAGAUCAAGGAUCCGGAAGCCAAGAAGCCCGAAGACUGGGACGAUCGUGCCACCAUCCCAGAUCCCGAUGACACCAAGCCCGAAGACUGGGACAAACCAGAGCACAUCCCAGAUCCGGAUGCCUCCAAGCCUGACGAUUGGGAUGACGAAAUGGACGGCGAAUGGGAGCCACCCAUGAUCGACAACCCCGAAUACAAGGGCGAAUGGAAAGCCAAGCAGAUCGACAACCCCAACUACAAGGGAGUUUGGGUACAUCCAGAAAUCGACAACCCAGAAUACGUCGAAGACAAGAACCUGUACUUGCGUGAAGAGGUCUGCACCGUUGGUCUGGACCUGUGGCAAGUCAAGUCGGGUACUAUCUUCGACAACUUCAUGAUCACCAACGAUGUCGAAGCCGCUAAGAAGGCUGCCGCUACCUUCAAGGAGACUCAAGAGGGUGAAAAGAAAAUCAAGGAAGCCCAGGAAGCCGAAGAACGCAAGAAGGCCGAAGACGAAGCCAAGGCCGCCGAAGCCGAUAAGGACGACGAAGAUCUCGAUGACGAGGAAGACGAGGAUAACACCGUAGGAGAGGCUGAGGCUGACAACGAUCACGAUGAGCUGUAAGCGCUAGCAGGUUGGACGUUAGCGUCUCUCUCUCUCAGGAUGUGCAUUUAGGACGUCAUCAUCUUAACUUAUUCGAUCUUCGUAUCCCCUAGGAACUACUUUCGUUAACAAAAAUUCUUUGGUUUGUUGUCGUUGUUUUAAAAUAGCAACUGUGUUGAAUGUGACUAUGUUGAAAUAGUCACCGGGUAAUUUUUCGAAAGACAAGUCAGUAGCGGUUUAGUUUUAUGUUUGCGUGCGAAAUUUAACUAACCAAACUAUUGGGAAUCAAAAUGUGCGGAAGCGACUAGGAACGAACAGCAACCGUUUAGCUACAAAUGAAAAACUUGAUAAGUCUGAAUAAUAUCGUUUUAAAAACCGUAACCGUGGGUAAUGCCGUAUUUGUAGUAGGAACAACAAUAAUGCCGAGUCGAGAUUGUUUGUCGCGAAUCUCCACACGCGAACCAGAAUGCAGAGUGGAACUAAGAUUUAAGGACACCACAACCACCACUCCCGGACACACACAUUAUUGCAACAUUUAACUGCUCUUUGUGAUUGCGACUGAAUGAAGAAGAAAGAAUUCUUGAUUUAUGGUGUAUGAUGUGCGCGUGUAUAUAAGUUUUUUCUUUGUUUAAUUCAAAUUGAAUUACUUUUUAGAAGUAUAAGAAAAAGAAGAAAACAUCUGAAUAAAUUGGUUGAAAAUUUAAA
Armigeres subalbatus is the source of this 2078-nucleotide messenger RNA. Its product is annotated as calreticulin. Gene Ontology annotation, molecular function: calcium ion binding. The coding region runs from base 174 to 1394 and encodes 406 amino acids. Gene Ontology annotation, cellular component: endoplasmic reticulum membrane; endoplasmic reticulum. The record is from RefSeq and is a predicted model, not a curated record. The transcript has 3 exons. NCBI's taxonomy places the organism in Eukaryota, Metazoa, Arthropoda, Insecta, Diptera, Culicidae. Gene Ontology annotation, biological process: protein folding.